AAUCAACUUUCUCUUACAAUAUUCCUUCCAAUUUUCUAAUCAACUUUCUCUUACAAUAUUCCUUCCAAUUUUCUAAUCAACUUUCUCUUACAAUAUUCCUUCCAAUUUUCUAAUCAACUUUCUCUUACAAUAUUCCUUCCAAUUUUCUAAUCAACUUUCUCUUACAAUAUUCCUUCCAAUUUUCUAAUCAACUUUCUCUUACAAUAUUCCUUCCAAUUUUCUAAUCAACUUUCUCUUACAAUAUUCCUUCCAAUUUUCUAAUCAACUUUCUCUUACAAUAUUCCUUCCAAUUUUCUAAUCAACUUUCUCUUACAAUAUUCCUUCCAAUUUUCUAAUCAACUUUCUCUUACAAUAUUCCUUCCAAUUUUCUAAUCAACUUUCUCUUACAAUAUUCCUUCCAAUUUUCUAAUCAACUUUCUCUUACAAUAUUCCUUCCAAUUUUCUAAUCAACUUUCUCUUACAAUAUUCCUUCCAAUUUUCUAAUCAACUUUCUCUUACAAUAUUCCUUCCAAUUUUCUAAUCAACUUUCUCUUCCAAUAUUCCUUCCAAUUUUCUGAUCAAUUCCAAUUUUCUAUUCCAAACUUGAUAUCGUAGAACUUGAAUAUUUCGAACUAUAAAUUCUGCUUGAUCAAAUAGUCAAAGAUUGAAAUAUCCUUGGUUUACACCAGAUGAUAGGGGAUUAGAAAAUUAGAAUUUGGGUCUUCUCGAUUUAUUGUUGGAUGCCCGGUGCCCAUUAUCCACUGGCAUGGGAGAAACGCCGAUGGAGCAGCCGAGGAGAACUAUUUAAUGUCUCGGAAACUGGAGACAAUAUGUUAGUGAGAUGUCCUACCCUAUCCAUCCAAUACAAUAUACAUUUAGUUCAGGAUUGAUAAUACUACAGUUACAGGGCCGGGGGAGGAGGGGGGAGCUGCAACUCCCCCAUAAAUUUAAUAUGUAAACAAACCCAUUAGAGCAUUUAAACAUAUUUAUAAUUAAGUAUUAAUUAGAUAAAUCAAAUAAAUAGAUACUUCAAAACUUUACUAUGCUAGAUAUUUAAAUACUGAACUAAUUUCAUGUAUGAUGUUUCUAUUUGAAAGAAUUCCACGUAUGUUCGCUAAAUGUAAAUGAGUAUGUUUGUUUUAGUGUUUGUGACGUGUCCGUGUGUGUGACGUGUAUGGCUGUUACUCCUGGUUGUUAAAUCUCUAUGAAUGGCCCUACCAAGCUAGCUGAAUAUUGCGGGUACGCUGGCCUCCAAAUAACCGAGGCCAAAAACUCCUUUAGACCGAGGCUUAGCAGGUGUAGGUGAGGAUCAGCCACACCCCCCUCCUCCACCAGUGAUCUGUGAACUAGCCCGCCCACCCCGCCUCCAACAAGGAUGGUUUAAUUGUGGCAUGGAUGCGGAGCAGGAUCUUGAUUCUGCUCCAGGUAGAUCUAGGACCAGAGGAUCAAGGGAUCAGGAGCAGUAGAAAGAUAGCUAAACACACAACAUGUCAGAAUCAUCAUUCAGAAGCUCUUCACACAUGCCAGCAGCCAGAGGAGACCCUGCUACAAAUCUAGAUAAUAGACCAAUGGCUAGUACUAGCCGGGACUACAGAGGGCACCAUCACAGCAGCGAGAACAACUAUAGGGGCCCAGACAAUCCUGGGUUUGGAGUCCCUGACACAGGACCUGAUCUCUCCCAUCUCACAGAUGAAGAGCGUUCUAUUAUCGAGAGUGUAAUGCAGAAACAACAGGCUGAGGAAAGUAAGGAAAUCCAGUUUCUGAAGCAGAAACAAAAAGAAGUCAUAAAUCUUGAACAGCAGAUUAGACAGAAGGCUGAGAUACAAAAGAAGGCUGGAAUAGAGUUAGAAUCAACUUGUCAAGUAUGCCUGAAAACAAAAUUUGCAGAUGGAGUGGGACAUGUGUGCAACUACUGCAAUGUCAGAUGCUGUGCCAGAUGUGGUGGUAAAGUGACAUUAAGGUCUAACAAAGUUAUAUGGGUUUGCAUACUAUGUCGAAAAAAACAGGAACUACUGAUAAAAUCAGGAAAAUGGGUGGAAGGUGGUACUUUCCAAAAUGAUGAUCCAAUCUUAAGAAAGAUUGAAUUGGAUAUGGCACCCACACCAACAACACCAGCUCCAAGUUCUAUUGGACCAUCUGCUUCAUUUUCUUCAUUAUUUUCUAAAGCCUUACCAGUAUCAAUUACUCCUUCAACUCCUACUAGAUUUCAAGGCCCUGGUCAACAACUAAAAAGCAUUCAAUCUCAAAAAAGUUUUGAUAAGUGGUCAACCGAUUACAGCCCUUAUCAAGAAAAGGAAAACAGACCAAGUAGUAGUCUCAGCAGUUUAAGUUCCCAUGGUUUCCACAGGCCUUUGUUAAUAAGACAACCAGCACCAUAUCAUUCAAGUGACUUUAGACAUAAUUUUCCUAGACAAAGAUCCCUAAAUCCACGUGAUGCGGUUGGAAUGAGAGCAAGACGACCAUUUCAAAGAACAAGUUCAGAAGGAGGAGAGGAUGCCCAUGAGCAUCCCCCCCUUUUGCCUCCUGGAGCUAAGACCGACCAAACAUUUUCUCACCAACAUUAUGGAGCUCAAAUCCCAGGUUCCAACAGUUUCAGUUUCAAUCCAGGUAUGAGGUUGCGACAUCCUGGUAUGUAUGAUAAUCUGACAGAAUCAUACUCAGCCCCUGAAGAUCAUGGAAGAGAAGAGGCUUACAAUUUGUAUCCAAAAGUGUUAAUUUCAGAUCAGGAAACUAGAGAUAAGGUUCCAGAUUUAGAAAUGGGAAUGCACAAGUCUCUGUUGGAUCCACAUAUAGUAAGAGGUGUUACUAAUAGACGAAAAAUGGAUUCCAGCUUUCGUAAUGAUUCCUUAUCUAGUGACCAAUCCGAAUAUCAGACACGACCACCUCCUCCCCGUCCUCACAAGCAUAAAAAGGUGAAACAUCAACAUUCAAUUUCAAGCUCAGAUGAUGAAAUACGAUCAACCCCUGACUGUACAUCAUGUGGUGAAGAAUUUGAGAGUGAGUCAAUAUCGGAAAAAGAAUACACAACAGCUGGUUUUGACAGAUAUCAGAGAGAAGAAAUUCUUGAUGCAAAGAUCAAAAACUUUCUAGCUCAUCCUGUCACAUGGACUCCUAAUUCAGAACGGGCUUGUACAAUUGGUCACAUGAUAUUGAAGAAAAGUAAAGUAAUUGGCCCGUCAGGUAAUGGCUCAUCACUUCUUGGUCUCAAGGUUGUUGGUGGUAAAACAUUGCACAAUAACAGGUGUGGAGCAUUAAUUGAAAAGGUCAAGAAAGGAAGCAUUGCUGACACAAUUGGACAUCUUUUGCCUGGUGAUGAAGUAUUGGAAUGGAAUGGGAGAUCUUUACAAAAUAAAAGCUAUGAAGAAGUUCAUGACAUAAUAGCAGAAUCAAGACAAGAAGAACAAGUAGAAUUAAUUGUAUCCAGACCAAUCAUUGAUACUUCUCAUAGUUAUCAAGUUGACUAUAGAAUGUCUCGUCAGCCUUUCAAGACUCAAGGAUCUAGACUGGACUACAACUUUUCUAGAGACAACAGUUCCAGCCGGCCUACAUUAACUGUCAGUGAUCCACUCGGUGAUACUCUUUUAGUUCGUCCGAAUUCUCAAGCUAAGAACCCAGGAAGCAGACUUCAAGUUAAAACUUUCUAUAAUCAAGAUAAGAGUGAACUUGUAAUAUCAAUUCUUAGUGCUGUGGAUUUAAUUUCAAGACCAAAUGGACAGUAUAGAAAUCCUUAUGCUAAACUUUACCUUCUGCCAGACAGAAGUGAAAAAGGUAAAAGAAGGACAAAAACUAUACCUAAUACAAAUGAUCCAGUGUGGAAACAAACUUUCAUAUAUUCUAACAUAAGGUGGGCUGAGUUACGUUCAAGGGUUCUUGAGGUAACAAUAUGGGAUUAUGACAGAUUUGGUACAAAUGAUUUUUUGGGAGAAAUCACAAUAGACAUAGGAAACUCUCCACUGGAUGAAGAACCUGAAUGGCAUUACUUGAACUUGCACAAGAGUGGACUUCCAGAACAUUUAAAACACAGCUUGUUCAUAGAAAGAGAGCAUUAUGGAAAAAAGCCAGUUGACCAUCUUUCUCCACCUAGCACAGGAUCAAGAUUUUCAGAUUCUGAAAUCUCUGAUUUUGAUGAGAGUCAAGGAUUUAGUAGAGAAAAUAUCUCUCGGAAAAAAGGUUGGCAAGGUCAAGAGGCUGCAUCACUAUCAGGAAACAGCCUUGGCAGCUCUUCCUCUCCCCCACCAGAGCAUGAUUUUUCAGUAGACAGAAAUUCCUUGCAAGAUUUUUCAGGGGUCCCCCAUUCCAGAGCAUCACAUUUUGGAGCUAAUGUCUCCAAAAGGGGAUUAUUCAAUGCUAGAUCUGCAAUGAGAACAUCUCCCCAGAGAAGAAGACUACCUCAAAUACCUCAAAAAGGAUUAGAAACUGAUAAUGGUCUUCCUGGUGGCCUAAGAAGAGGUAGAGGAUGGAGUAGUAGUGCCAGUUGUGCAGGAAGUAUAAGAGGAGGUGAAGGUAGAUACCACUCUAUGGAGAGAGGUAAAAGAAAUAAUUUUGGUAGGCCAGUAGGUAACUAUCGAGGUAACAGUGGAUAUAGUGAUACUGAAAUGCUAAGUGAACGACAUGAUGAUAGAGACACCUAUCUGGAAAGACACAAAAACAGACUGGAUAGACUCAGGAGAGAGAGAGAUCAAACUCAACAAGAUCCUUAUGGAAGUAGUAACUCAUCUGUUGAUUCAAGAUCAUGGAAUGCAAGAGAUAAUCCAAGAGGACAACUAGAUUCCAGAUCUACUGAACAGUGGGCAAGAAAUCCAGAAUUAGAACAAAGAUAUACGGACAGAAGUUAUCAAAGAUCAGGUGGAAUGGCAACAAAUUACAGACCCUCUGGUAAUUCAUAUGAUUCUGAGAGUCAAAGAAGUGAAUACUUUGAGCACAGUGAUAUUGAAUCUGUUGUUUCAGCCAGUGCCUUGAAACCAAAAACCAAAAUUGAGGCUGAGCAGAAAUCAAGUACUGAAUUAAAAUCUCAAGGUAGUGUUCAAUUUGGUGGUCAAACAGAGGAAACAAAAGCUGUGCCAUUCAACCCAAACCAGCCCAAAGGUAUUCUACGGACACCCACUACAUCUAGCACUUCAGAAUCUGAUAAAAAUGACGGUAGUUUAAGUGAUACAGCUGUAAGUAACAUUCAUAUUGUUAACAGAGGAAGAAACCAGGGCAUGGGGAAAAAAUCAAGCUCUACAUCCCAACUUUCUGAUACUGGUCGCACAAAAAGAAUUGGACUAUUAGGAGCAAAGCGUACAACAAUAACCGUCCACAGAUCAGAAGAAGUAAUUCCAGUAAAUGUGAGCUUGGAUAGAAGGCUUGUGAGGCAGGGCACCUCAAUUUCAAGUGAUGGAGAACCUGAAUUAUUUCCUGAUACUUGUUCAGAGAGCUGGUUAACUUCUACAUCUAGAGAAGGACAACUAUCAGAGUUUAUUGAAGGUUUAGGUCCAGGACAACUUGUAGGAAGACAAGUUCUUGGUUCUCCUGUCUUAGGUGAUAUACAACUAAGCAUGUGUGACAAAAGAGGUGACCUGGAAGUAGAAGUAAUUCGUGCAAGAGGUUUACAAAGUAAAGCAGGCUCUAAAUUUCUUCCUGCUCCUUGGGUAAAAGUUUAUUUAGUGUCAGGCAAAAAAUGUUUGGCAAAGGCCAAAACAGCCUCUGCUAGAAGGACUCUUGACCCACUUUUUCAACAACAAUUGAUCUUUCAUGAACGUUAUGGAGGUUGUGUCUUGCAAGUUACAGUCUGGGGUGACUACGGAAGGGUAGAAGGAAAGAAGAUAUUCAUGGGAGUUGCACAAAUUAUGCUAGAUGACUUAGAUCUUUCCAACAUUGUCAUAGGAUGGUACAAACUGUUUGGAACUUCCUCUUUAGUAAGUGUACCCCCAGGAGGUGGAAAAGACAGUAAGCAAAGCACUUCUGAACUCCCAAGCAGUUGAUAAACUGAUACACAAAGAACGCUCAACAAUGUAAUUGAGACAGGUUAAACAUUCAAUGAUUCAAUUUAAUUAACUUUCAAGAUGUUGUACAAAAAGUCCUGCAGAAAUUUUAUAAUCAAGCUAAACCCCUUAAUAAUAUUAGUAAAAACAUUAAAAAUGCCAUCAGUUUAAAAUAUUCCUCUUUCCCAAACCUUUCUGAUGUCUUAGUAACUAUUUAGUACAUAAUGGUAUUUUAAUAUAUUAAUAAGGGAUUCAUUUUAAACAUGAAACUCCCUCCUGGUGGACCAAUCAUAAAAUAUUUUAAUUGUAUCAUUAAUUGUUCUUUGUCUCAUUUUUCUGACAAUGUAAAAUAUGGAACUAUUGGUUUUUGUAUUUGGGCACAAUCAUCUUUAAACUGAUGCAACCCAGCAUAUUUUAAAUCUUUUAAACCUAGGUUCUGUUUAAUAUGUUUUAUACAAGAAUAUUGGUAUAUCUUUCACAAAGUAGUUAACAUAUGAUAAGUUCUAUGCUACACUUUAAUUUUGAAAAUAAUCCUCAGACCAAUACUGUUUUCAAUGUGUUACUGGAAAUAAGAAUUAUCUCUGAUUAAUUUUAGCUUUCUGAUUUACGCAGUGAAAUGCAAAUGUUCUGAGAAACAAAUUCACAGCAUAUCUUGUAAUAAAGUUUCAAGACAAAAUAUUAACACAUGUCCUUCUAAAAAUCAGUUCUCAGAGAACUUUUUAUCAUGGAGCCAAAAACUUAAAUGUAUGGACUUUUCUGAAGUAUUAACCAUAUCACAAUAAAAUAUGAAAAAAAAUUAUCUAAUAAAAAAGAUUUUGGUCACAGUAAAAAAAAGAAUGUACACAAUUCAUAAUUCUAGUUUGAAAGAAAAUGCUUUUUAUUACACUUUCUUUAUUAUAGUUCAUAGGUAUAAAAAGAAUUUAAAUUAUUCAAAUUUUUAUAUAACUUAUUAGAUAAUUUCAAGCUUUUGCUAUAUCUAGACAAAAGUUUAAAGCUUGAAGGUCCUUUAAAUUAUGUAAGCAAUGAAAAGUCCAAGGCAAAAAACAGUGCUCAAGGAAAAGGGUCUACUUCAAAUUAAAAUUGCUUGUUUUGAAAAAUCAUUCUGAAUGAGUUAGUAUAAGCACACUUCCUAAGGCCCAAAGUCAUGUUUUUUGCUUUCAAACUUUUCCUUUGCCUUUGGUCCAAAGAACUGCCUGACUUCGUCCCAGUGUGAUCUUAAACAUUUUCAGUAUCCCUCUUUAACCUUGAUGUAAGAUAUCUCCAAAGUGCACAAAUGUUUUAAGUCUGAUACUUAAUGAAUCUUUAUUGUUGAAUGAUUUAGUUAAAACUUUCAAACCUGAAUUGGCAUACAUACUGAAAUGAAAGAAAAAGAGAAUUUUUAUCUAUUUCCUACAAAAAUCUUUCUUCAGCCUUCAAAUGAAUUCUAAAUAUGUGAAGUUUUAUAAUUAAUCAGUCCAAUAAGAUCAUCAUUUAUAUUAAACUAUCUUGUUUUGUUUUUUAGCACCCAGGAAUACUUAAAAUAAUUAUUUAGUAUGUCAAUGUCAAGUCUGGACAAUGUCUCUCCUAAUUUAAUAUCAAAACUAUUUAAAUUUUCAACCCUACUUACAACUCUCAUUGGAGGUAUAAAAUCCCAUCUUCUUUCUAGAUUUAUCUGCAAAAAAAAACAACUGGGUGAGUUAAAAAAAUGUUUUUUAUUCACUCACCCUGUAUUAAUCAGUCAUAACAUUGGAGAUGGUGCCCCCACCCCCCAUGGAUGGUCAUGAUACAGUUUUCAGUCAAAUAUAUUGCAUGUUAAAUGCAUUAAAUCUUAUCAAGCUUUAUAAAUUUAUCAGUUCUAAACAGUGCUUUAGAUUUGAUGCGGAUCCAGAUUGAAAAAAAUGGAUCCGGAUCUGGAACCAUGUCAUUUACUGAAUUUUUUUUACAAAAAA
Messenger RNA from Eurytemora carolleeae, 7870 nucleotides. RefSeq names its product regulating synaptic membrane exocytosis protein 2. Gene Ontology annotation, biological process: regulation of synaptic plasticity; positive regulation of synaptic transmission; calcium ion-regulated exocytosis of neurotransmitter. Gene Ontology annotation, cellular component: cytoskeleton of presynaptic active zone; presynaptic membrane. Gene Ontology annotation, molecular function: transmembrane transporter binding; small GTPase binding. NCBI's taxonomy places the organism in Eukaryota, Metazoa, Arthropoda, Copepoda, Calanoida, Temoridae. The transcript is spliced from 4 exons. The record is from RefSeq and is a predicted model, not a curated record. The coding region runs from base 1467 to 5942 and encodes 1491 amino acids.